CAAACGGACAGACGGACAACCGGACCACCGGAGAGAUGGCAUGGCUACCGAGCAGCUCGAAUGGAGCGGAUAACGCAGAUGAGAGGAGCACGGCCUCGAGUGGCUCCUCCGGACACAGCCAGGCCAACGGAUCUCCAUCCCCUCGUUCCGGAAACGGACACGGAAAUGGCAAUGGCAAUGGUGUUAUCCGGGACUCCGGCAGACAGCCGCCUGCCCUGCUCCGCCAUGCCACGCCCCAUCUGCAGCCCAAGACGGAGUCGGUCUCCGACGGAGACGGCGAUGCGGAGCUCUCCGACUUCUCCCUCAACGACACCGAGGAGGACGAGGAGGAUCUGCGGGACUACAUCGUGCUUAAUGGCAACCAGGCGGAUGGCAAUCGAUCGCUGUCCAGUUCGCCGCGCAGUCACUCCCGCAACGGAUUGCUGACCGCGCCGCCCAGCUCUGGAAGCUCUGCCGGCGGAGGCGGUGGGGGCGGUAAUGCCUCCUCCUCCGGGGGCAAUGCCAGUGGUGGAGGCGGCGGAGGAGUCGGCGGCACCGGCGGUGUGCGCAAGGUGUUCACCAACACCCGGGAGCGCUGGCGUCAGCAGAACGUGUCCGGCGCCUUUGCUGAGCUGCGCAAGCUGGUGCCCACACAUCCGCCGGACAAGAAGCUCUCGAAGAACGAGAUCCUGCGCUCGGCCAUCAAGUACAUCAAGCUGCUGACGGGCAUCCUCGAGUGGCAGCAGCAGCGCGGACCGACUGGUGGUCAGCUGCUGGAGACGAACAACAACGACAACAAAAUGGUGAAUGGCCAUGCGGCGGAUGGGGAACUGGUGGAGAACAAUCCGGAUAUGGCGUCGGUGCGGCACAUCAAGUGCGAACGAACCGAGGCGCAUCAUCAGCAGCGGAAUGGUAAUGGGGGCAAUGACCUGCUCAUGAUCGCCCCGGCCAUCAUCAAAAGCGAGCUCCUCCUCGAGUCGCCACUGCCACUGAGCAUUGCUCCGCAGGCCAUGGUGGAGGCGCGGAUGUCGGCAACCUCCGUAUCCGGCUUAAAGCCGACUGGCAGUGGCAGUGCUAGCCGGAGCAGCAAGCGACGCCUCAAGCCGGAGGGUGGAGCCACCGAUCUCAGUCUGGCCAAACGGCGCCGAACGUAGACUCUCACGGAAAUUGGUGCUCUGAAGGAACUGGAUGCCGGCUGAGCCGCAGCAACUGGAGCAACUGUCAGAUGGUUCACCACAUACCACUCAUAUAUAAAGCAAUUUUUUUCGAUUUUACCAAUAAAUUUAAAAGUUA
Messenger RNA from Drosophila elegans, 1272 nucleotides. It is a transcript of the gene HLH3B, whose product is annotated as class E basic helix-loop-helix protein 22. Gene Ontology annotation, biological process: regulation of transcription by RNA polymerase II. The transcript has 2 exons. The coding region runs from base 36 to 1133 and encodes 365 amino acids. Gene Ontology annotation, molecular function: DNA-binding transcription factor activity, RNA polymerase II-specific; RNA polymerase II cis-regulatory region sequence-specific DNA binding; protein dimerization activity. The record is from RefSeq and is a predicted model, not a curated record. NCBI's taxonomy places the organism in Eukaryota, Metazoa, Arthropoda, Insecta, Diptera, Drosophilidae.